Solanum lycopersicum (tomato) is the source of this 2328-nucleotide messenger RNA. NCBI's taxonomy places the organism in Eukaryota, Viridiplantae, Streptophyta, Magnoliopsida, Solanales, Solanaceae. The record is from RefSeq and is a predicted model, not a curated record.
AUAAGAAAUCCUAAAAGAGAUGUAUAAAAAUUGGCAUUGAGAUUUGGGAAAAAAUGAUCCCUGUGAGAAUGAUGAGAAAAAUGGUGUGGGAGAGAAGCAUGAAUAAAUUAUCAAGAGGUCUGAGUUCGUCUCAGAUUCGAAAGCCAAGGUCUCCAUCUCUUGUUUCACUUGACCUCAUCGAUGAGUGGUCUUCCAGUUUCACUCGUUCUCACUCUCAUCCAAUCCAAAAAUCCAGUAAGCACUGCCCUAAUUCUAUAUUUAUUUUUGUUUCUUUUAUAACAAUUUUGUAACACAUUGCUUCAAUUAUUAACUUUUUUAUUGUGUUCUUGCCAUCUUGUUUUGUUUUGCUGAGAUUUUGAAGAGGAAAACUCUCUUCACCUAUCCCUGGGAUAAUAAAUUACUUACUUAAGCCAUCAUUCUUAGGUUACUCAUAUUAACCUUAAAAUACAAGUAUAAAAUUUAUUACCAGUCUAGCUUCGAUCACAUAUUUGAUUAGGUACAUUACUGGGUUCUAAGUUUUUUCUCAACAUAAUCAUCUUAUGGAUUUGUUCUGUGUUCUUGAGAAGCUUUGACUCAUAGAUGUGGCUGUAUUUUGUGGUAGUCAGAAAAUGGUGUAUGAGUAUUUAUCAUUCUUCCAAUGCUGGAUAGUUUUUUCUAGUCAAGUGCAUACUUCAAUUAGAGCACUCAAUGCUAUUUAGUUGUUAUUUUGAGGCCAAACUUAACAGAGGAACCAAAUUUUAAAGAAAAAUUUGGGGUAACAGGACUCUGUUAUAUCUUAAGGACCAUUUACUUUGGAUUUUUCACCUCACAUUGCCAAACUAUGCUUCCGAUCUCGCUUAGCCUCCAAAAGUAAAUACUUGUCAAAUUUUCAUGCUACACAACCUUGGUUGUUCCAUCACUUUAGUAUUGUACAGUCAUGCUUUUUGAUGAUCCUGUACACUCACUACCCUUAACUGUUCUUUGCAAUUCCGGUUUUUCAAGUUCCCUAUGAUUGAACCAAAAAAGAAACAAAGAAAAGUUCUGCUUCUAGUUAAUUUCUUUUCAGCAGCCAACAAUGAUACUGCUAGAAUAAUUGAUGGGAGGUCUGCUGCCGAGGAAAUUAAAUCAAGCAUAGCUAUAGAAGUUAGCAGGAUGAAGGAGUCAAUAGGAAAGGUCCCUGGUUUGGCUGUAAUAUUGGUUGGCCAAAGGCGAGAUUCUCUUGCCUAUGUCCGUAACAAAAUAAUGGCUUGCCAUGAGGUUGGGUUCAGAUUUUCAAUUGCUGAACUCCCUGAGAGCUGUACAGAAGACGCUGUCUGUGAUGCAUUGUCAAAUUAUAACAAGGAUGCAUCAAUCCACGGUAUUCUUGUGCAGCUUCCUUUGCCACAGGGUAGAGAGCCAUUGUUCAUCCCGUGCACUGCUAAAGGCUGCAUCGAGUUACUGCUAAGUUCUGAUGUUGAAAUCGUUGGGAAGAGAGCUGUAGUGAUUGGGAGGAGCAACAUCGUUGGAUUACCUACUUUUUUGUUGUUGCAGAGGCACCAUGCAACAGUAAGCAUUGUUCAUGCAUAUUCAGAGAAUCCAGAAAUUAUUACUCGUGAAGCUGAUAUACUUGUGGCAGCUGCUGGAGUACCUAAUUUAGUCCGUGGUAGCUGGUUAAAGCCCGGAGCAGUUGUACUUGACGUAGGAAUAAACCCAAUUGUGGACCCUGAGAGCGAACAUGGUUACCGUUUGAUUGGUGAUGUUUGCUUUGAAGAAGCAGUCAGGAUCGCUUCUGCUGUAACCCCAGUGCCUGGAGGUGUAGGUCCCAUGACAGUUGCAAUGCUUCUUCUGAACACCCUUGAAGCCGCCAAACGCGCACUUUGUUUUACUUGAUUUUAAGGUGGAGAAACUCCUAAAAUGUCUCAUUUCUUCCGCUCCAUUGGAAGCAUGGAAAUGAGAUGAAUGCUUACUAGCUCAAAUUUUGCACAAUUGGACUUGUGUCUGGUAGACCAAUCACUGUCAUUAAUCGAACCCGGCGUUCCCAACCACUUCAAGCUGCUGACCAACAGAAAGUAGCAGGUUCACUAUUUUGGGAUGAUGCACUGAGAUAAUGACAUUGGAGGACAGAAUAGCUAAUAAAAGUGAUUCCAUAAUGCAGAAAAUUCUCUUAUAUAACUAACUAUAUUUAUGUAUAUUGGUUAUCUUCUUCAGGUAACUUUUGUUUCCACAUGAGGCUGACCUUUUAAAGCUAGAAAAUCUUCUUUUUUUUUCCGAAGAAGAUACCUGCAUGUGCUUAUGCUAUGCACAUAUAGAAGACAAAGGCCCUUGAAACAGAAGGUUCACAUAUAAUAGAAAAGUAAGAAAUUAAGCAAA